UGAGUUAAGUUCAUAAUCAAGAUGAUUGCAAAAAAGAUGGACUUAGUUUUGCUGCUGAUUUUCUCGCUGCUUUCUGCGCUUUGCCUCCAUGGCAUUUCUCAACAAAUUUCGCCUCAAAACCCCGAUUUCGAAUGCGUCGAUAUUUACAAACAACCAGCUUUUCAACAUCCGCUGCUAAAGAACCACAAAAUCCAGGUGAAAUUAAAUCCUACGGAGACGGGCAUGGAUUAUAAUAAACGAAAUAACCAAUCGAAUGUUUUUGGUGAACUGAAAGAUCUUUGUCCCCAAGGACAAGUACCGAUCCAAAAGCCAAACCCAGUAAACGAGAGUUAUCAUAUGAUGUCAACCGAGUUUUUUGGUCAACAUUUUGCGGCGCUUGAAACCGGAGAGGAAACAACGGGGGUUUACAAGGAGGCAAGCGCGAGGAUGAGCAUACACGCGCCGCGCGUGGCGAAUAAUCAGUACAGUAGGGCUUCUAUCUGGGUCGAAAGUGGGCCCACUGACCAACGCAAUAGCAUCCAUUUUGGUUGGGCCGCUCAUUCAAGAAUAUACAGCGACAGCCGUCCAAGAUUAACCGCGUUCUGGACGGCGGAUGGUUAUAAACAAACCGGGUGUUACAAUACGAUAUGCCCCGGUUUCGUUCAAGUGGAUAAACAGAUUUAUGUCGGGAUGCAAAUGCUUCCGAGGACUAGCAACGGCGGUCCAGAAUUCGUAUCCGAGUUCAGUAUCGUUCAGGAUCCUAGUUUUGGAAACUGGAUGUUGAAGUGUGACGGUACACUCGUUGGUUACUGGCCAAAUGAAGUGUUUACGCAUCUGAAGAACGGAGCCACGUUCAUAAGAUACGGAGGUAAUGUGUUCGAAUCGCCCGACGGAAUCAGUCCGGCCAUGGGGAACGGCGCUUUUCCGGCCGACGCGGCUUCCGGCUACGAGACGAGUGCCUUCUUCACGCAGUGCAAAUACUCGACCGAGCAAGCCGACAAUGUUGCUAUAAGCAGUAGCGUGGUGAAAGUUGUCAAUGACCUCCCCUCUUGUUUCAACAUUCGGUAUUUUCAAAAUCAGAUCCCUAAUUUAGGUCAGAUGUUUGCGUAUGGUGGCCAUUGCGGCAAAUGAAUUUUAGGUGAUUUGGAUCCCAAGAUCUAAUAAAGUUUCAGAAAUGGUAAAAAGGGUUUCGAUUA
This is a messenger RNA of Tarenaya hassleriana, 1175 nucleotides long. RefSeq lists its product as uncharacterized. NCBI's taxonomy places the organism in Eukaryota, Viridiplantae, Streptophyta, Magnoliopsida, Brassicales, Cleomaceae. Bases 22 to 1110 code for a protein of 362 amino acids. The transcript is spliced from 7 exons. The record is from RefSeq and is a predicted model, not a curated record.